Knipowitschia caucasica is the source of this 489-nucleotide messenger RNA. The record is from the annotation of a GenBank genome assembly. Lineage: Eukaryota; Metazoa; Chordata; Actinopteri; Gobiiformes; Gobiidae.
AUGCUGAUGAUUGUGGCUACAACAAUGACCACACCGGUGGCAGCCUCCUGCCGCACGCCCAAUGCCACGCCGGCGGCUUGCCCCCGACCACGCCGGUGGUCUGCUGCGACCUGCGGCGCAUUAAUUCUCUCCUCUUCUUCACAGUACGGCUUCGUGCCUUCUUACAGCGCCCGGCGGGACCAUAGCGUGACCAUCUGGCCUGGGCUCGGUCAUAGACGCAGACUGCACCGCUUCGUCCCUCCCCUCUUCUUUGGGGGAGAGGAGGCCCUUACCAUCUUUGUGGACAAAAGGCAACUGAGUAAAAAGUCGGAGGUGUCGGACUCUUCGGGGAACUCAUCGGCGGUUACCCUGGAGACGCUGCACCAGCUGGCCGCCUCCUAUUUCAUCGACCGGGAGAGCACCCUGCGCAAACUGCACCACAUCCAGAUCGCAUCCACAGCCAUCAAGGUAUUUUUAAUUUGUGACGCUUCAAAGGAGUCUCCUACAUAA